Messenger RNA from Boleophthalmus pectinirostris (great blue-spotted mudskipper), 2516 nucleotides. RefSeq names its product dapper homolog 1-like. Gene Ontology annotation, biological process: negative regulation of canonical Wnt signaling pathway. The record is from RefSeq and is a predicted model, not a curated record. The transcript has 3 exons. The coding region runs from base 39 to 2084 and encodes 681 amino acids. NCBI's taxonomy places the organism in Eukaryota, Metazoa, Chordata, Actinopteri, Gobiiformes, Gobiidae. Gene Ontology annotation, cellular component: cytoplasm.
GGCAGAAGAGGAGGAAGAGGAGCAGGACUACACGGGGGAUGUCUGCCAGCCUGGAACCGCCGGCGUCAUUCGGACUCAUGUUCCCGUUCAAAGAGGAGCGAAGCCGGAAUAAGGAGCGCCUGGAGGCCAGCCUGGCGGCGCUGUGCGAGCUGGAGUUGCUGAAACAGAGGCAGGAGAGCCGGGUUCUCAGCGCGCUAUGCCUCGGGGACGAAGCUCCGGUGCGCACGGCUUGGACGGCGCUGCGGGCGACGGAGGAGGACGCACCGGAUUUCGGCGUGAGGCUGCAGACCAGCAGCUUGCAGUGCACACCAUGGGGCAUUAUGGCAUCUUUGGAGCAGCAUGUGGCCCAGUUGAAGGUGAACGCUGAGGUGAAAUUAGCAGAUUUGCCCACCGUACUGGAUGACUGCCAAGCCCCCGCAGAAAUCUCUCUGCCUAAAGAAGCUGACUUACCCACCGAAGUAUCCACCUUUCACCAGAGGCUUCCCCGCUCUUUAUCAGCUCCAAACGGGACCCCGGACACUGACACCUGGCUCUCCGACUUAGCCAGAAGUACAUUGUUUGCAGACGCUUUGGCGGAGCUCAAGAGCCUCGAACAGGGUCAAGAGGGCAACCAGCAAGCUCAGAAGGCAGAGACCUAUAUUUUCGGACUGAUCCAGCGUAAAGCCCUACCGCCGAGGCCUUCAAAACCUCGCACAAGCUUAGCACCCGAUGCCCGUGCGAUAGGCGUGGUGAGGCAGAGUAGUUUAUGUCGCAAAGAAGACCAGCAUUCCCCAAAGCAAGUGCCUACGCAAGUGAUUCCUGAGGUUGCUUCUCCAGUUCUUAUCCAAUCGCAAGUUCCAGAAAGGAUUCCAACUGUCACUGUCCACAACUUGGACCAUGAACGGUUUCAAGGAAGUGCUUACAUUGACGAACCGCCACCUCCGUAUCAUCAUCUUCCGCAAAACAUCCAACAUCAAUCAGGUCCAUACCACAAACCCAAACAAGUUCAGAUGGUCGCCAAUCGGUCGAUAUCGUUGGAAUAUCAGUCUUGUAGGGUGAUUCCGACCCACGUGGACUCAAGCAAUAGUGAACCUGAUUCGCCCCAGAACUUCCAAGGAGGCUACUCACCGGCAGCGCCCAAACCCCAGCAACUGCCCCCGCCUGAAGAACAUCUAGUCAACGCGGAGUACAUCCCCGCCCAGCCUUGCCGAGCGUCAACCAGGGCAUAUGCGCACCAUCACCACCAUCACCACAAAACUUCCGGCGCUUCCAAACCCAACCGGAGCACAUAUUCCCCGGAAAGAACCCAUCACCAUCAAGAACAACAACCGACGCAAAGCCAGCCGUCAAGAUCUCGAAGCAACGCCAAGAAAUGUGACAAAAAUGGCGCCGCUCGGAAGCAAGGCAAAAAGGCAAGCAGGUCGCAAUCAGAAAAUAGUUUGCAGAGAGCGCCAGAAAGGAAGUACAACACGGUUGAACGCGAUGGAGCGGGGAGUGGGAGCGGUAGCAGGGGUAGCCGGGGUAGCCAGACGAAGAGUAAGAAGCAGCAGCAUCACAGCAAUGGAAACUACCGGAGAUGGCAGUCCUCCUUGGAGCUCAGUCAGGAUGAAGCCGAACAACCACAUGGUCCAACACAUGUGCAGGUCCAUCCAACUUCCAACCAGAGGGACCACUGUUCAAAGCGCACCCGCAAAUCCCGUCCCACGCACCCCUCCUACGCCUACCCCGCGCCCAACCACCACAACCACCCCCACCACAACCAUUCCCACCACCAUUCCCAUCACCAGCACAUGGAGUACCAGCUGGACAGUCGGCCGGUUGAGGACUACCACCACGGGGCGCAAGGGGAGUCCGAGUCCAGUACGAGUGAAGCGGAGUCUCCAGAUUCCAGCUCUCUGUCCAGCGAUUCAGACGAGAGCGGGGGGCUUGUUUGGCCUCAGCAGCUCCCGCCCCAGCUGGCCCACCCGCCCCCGUCGGCAGCAGCCGCGGCACCAGGGGGACCUCUCCAGCAGAAGGCCUUCGUGAAGAUCAAGGCCUCGCACGCGCUAAAGAAGAAGAUCCUACGCUUCCGCACUGGUUCGCUGAAAGUGAUGACUACUGUGUGAGGAGGAAGACUGGAUAGAGCUAUGUCGAAUGUUUGUGGUUAGUUGGUGAAUUGGUUUUGGCAAAAGACUCACCAAAGAGAUGUUGGAGAUGUAAAAUGGGAUUUAAAGUAUGUUGUACAAAAUGUGUAUAAAGGUACUAGAAGAUGAGUAAAUUAAUAUGGACUUUAAGAUGUUACAAAUGAUGAAGGACUUCUGCCAAAUGUGCUUUUUGUUUUAAUUUUCUCGACUGUGUUUGUAUAAAAAGGAUACAAGGAAGAAGACAGAAUAUUAACAUUAUGGUUGUCAGUAUUAAAAAUCAUCACAUCAAGUUUGAGCUAUUUGGAAUUGAAGCAAAUUUGUAUUGGGUUUCAUGGGUUUCAGUUUUCCGUUUACGCCAUUGACGCCAUCAUGAGGUUGUUGAUAAAAUACUGUACAUAUAAACAGACAUAGCCC